AAGCUAUUCUUUCUUUCUUCCUUUGUUCUGUUCUUCUAUUGUUUUCCGCUUUUGUGGAAAAAUUGGGUUUUACGGCAGUUUUUAAUCUAGGAACACUGACCUUAGUUGUACCUCUCUUCCCGUUCUAAAUUACCACCUUGGAAGUGUUAUCUCUGGACACCUACAUAGAAACGGACGGGAAGCCGCUUGAGUGUGUUGAAUUCGUUGCUAGGUCGAUACGGAGUACCCAAAAUGGGCCUAUUAUCUUGGAUGCUUCCCAGCGGUCGAGUUGCCUUCCACCACGCUCCCAAAUCCGUUCUCCUCCCGCGCAAGAAUCCUGGCCCUGAUGAUUCAAAGUAUAUCUCUCUUUCGGAGCUCUGCCAAGCUGCAACGCCUUCUAUCUGCCAGCUAAACCCUCUUUUAUUCAAUGGGCACCUACAGACCGCAUGGACGGUGGUGAAAAACGACGAUGUUCCGGUCUACUACAAGAGGUGGAGGUUCGAGGCGAAUAAUCCCAACUACAGCGGGACGUUUGAGGUGGAUUUCGUGGUUGACCAGUACGAUGCGGCGGCCUUAUCGCAAGUGGAGGAGAACAGGGACCUUCCAUCCCGUACCACGUUCUUCACGGAGAAAGAGUUUGCGGCGCUGCCAUCGGAAGAUACGAAGCCAAUGCUCGUCCUCCUGCACGGCCUGUCCGGAGGAUCGCACGAGUUAUACCUUCGGCAUGUGGUUGCACCGUUGCUAGAGACUGGUUGGGAGGCGUGCGUUUUGAAUUUCCGAGGGUGUGCACAGUCUAAGGUUACGAGCUCCAUUUUGUACAAUGCGCGCGCGACUUGGGACGUCCGGCAGUUGGUGAGGUGGUUGCGGGAAAAGUUCCCUAAUAGACCGCUGUUUGGAAUUGGUUUUUCGCUGGGUGCGAAUAUUUUAACGAACUAUCUCGGAGAGGAGGCUGAAAAGUGCCAGCUUAAAGCCGCAGUGAUAUGCUCAAAUCCUUGGAACCUUGAAAUUGGGUCGCUCGCUCUGCAGCGGACAUGGCUAGGAUUAGAAGUGUAUUCAAAGGUUAUGGGUGCCAACAUGAAACGGCUUUUUGAGCGACACGUCGACGCUGUAGAGAAGCAUCCUCGCGUAAAUGUUGAGCGAGUGAGGAAUAUAAAGUAUCUCCACGAAUUCGACCGCGAAUUGCAAGCGCCCGUAUGGGGUUAUCCUACAGAGACCGCUUAUUACCGAGAUGCAUCGUCAAUUGACUCGCUUUUCGCUAUUAAAAUCCCAUUCUUUGCCAUCCAAGCGGAAGACGACCCCAUAUCCGUAAAAGAGGCCCUUCCAUACCUUGAAAUUCAGCAGACACCAUAUGGGGUCAUGUGCACUACAACCUGGGGUGGCCAUUUGAGCUGGUUCGAGGCCGGCGGGUCUAGAUGGUUUACUAAACCAGUCACCGGGUUCCUAAACAAACUGGCCACCGAGAUCGACCUUGAAUCACCACUCAAAGUAGAGGAUACUACUCCUGCAGCGCAGCGCAUCCCCGCCAAUCCCGCCGGAGAGCUGUAUGGGCCAACUCCUAACUUUCAGCCCAUGCGGCGGAAAUGCAAAAUGCCUCUAGUCAACGAAGACGAUGAAUAGACCCUUCUCAUAUCCGAAGAUUUCCACAUCGUUUCAUCUGAAGUGCAAGCCACUUUCGGCGCGAAUCUUGAGUAUUCCGGCCCAUCCACAGUCGGAUUGUGAGGUUGGCUAGCAUGCAUCUAGCGCGUCUGUUGUUGUUUUCAAUAUAAAUACUUGGUCUCACGACUUGAAUGUCCGUCGAUAGAUAGAUGAUUUUACUCCCGGGUCACGUUCCCUGAGAUUUAUAGAUUAAUGAAUUAUAGAACCAAUUUUAUUCAGGCGAAAGCAACGCGUUUCUUAUUCGGCUUUUUCGGA
Messenger RNA from Coccidioides immitis RS, 1890 nucleotides. RefSeq names its product hydrolase. Gene Ontology annotation, biological process: medium-chain fatty acid biosynthetic process; medium-chain fatty acid catabolic process. Gene Ontology annotation, molecular function: acetylesterase activity; monoacylglycerol lipase activity. NCBI's taxonomy places the organism in Eukaryota, Fungi, Ascomycota, Eurotiomycetes, Onygenales, Onygenaceae. The transcript is spliced from 6 exons. Bases 232 to 1596 code for a protein of 454 amino acids. The record is from RefSeq and is a predicted model, not a curated record.